This is a messenger RNA of Polypterus senegalus (gray bichir), 3385 nucleotides long. Its product is annotated as GATOR complex protein WDR24-like. Gene Ontology annotation, biological process: positive regulation of TOR signaling. Bases 1639 to 2373 code for a protein of 244 amino acids. NCBI's taxonomy places the organism in Eukaryota, Metazoa, Chordata, Cladistia, Polypteriformes, Polypteridae. The record is from RefSeq and is a predicted model, not a curated record. The transcript is spliced from 3 exons.
GGAGAAUAUAAUAUAUUAGUUAAAUAUACCACGGUUGAAAUUACAAUGCAUAGGUCACAUGUACUAUAGAUAUACAUUACAUAUACAGUGCAGUGUACAGUCUUUUUCAAAGUAAAUACUAAAAGAAACAAAGUCAUAAUUGACCCCUUUGGGUUGAUGAUGUCUUCAGUGAACAAAACAGGAGACUGCAAAGAGAAGGUUGAGGACCAGCCAUUAGACAAAAGAAAAAAAAACAAAUGUUCACUUUGGCAAAAGUACAAGGUGUAUUUUGCUCCCACAGUGCCCUCAUAAUGCUGAAUGGAUGCAUUUUUUAUUAAAAGACAAAAGCAUUGGAGCAUACUACUUCCAGUGAUGAGAAGUCAACUGCACAAACUACAUCGAGUAUAAUGGAAGGACAAAAGAAAAUGUAUGGUUGCAUGCAGUUUAUCUUAAAUGUAUAGUUAGAUACAGCUUAUCUGUAUGCAUAAAGCUUUUUUCCUCCAUUGCUUUUGCUAACUAUGUUCAUAUAUAAUGACAAAUCCAAACUAUCAAAGUAAUAGUACUCCAGCUGUAAACAAAUAAACAAUAGUAAUCUAUUUAACAGUAGAACUCGGUAACAUGUAUUGAUCUUGUUAAGUGCUCUUGGAUAAAGGAAUUAUAUAAAAUAUAAAAGACAUCAGGAGGUCAGACAACAGGCAGUCAAUAUAUACACUAAAUUCACUUUCUUUUUGACCCUACUAUUUGUGUACAGUAUUUGUAUGUAGAUGGAUAACGGACUAAAAUGGGAGGAAAUGCUAUUGUAAAUUGUCAUAGUAGGAUGUUUAGGCAAAAUAAACAGACAGAUCAGCUUAAAAGUGUCAUAGUACAGAUUACAGCGACAUGAAAUAUGUUUAAGCAAUGUGACAGCAUUCUUUAUUAAGAAACACCCAUUAUUUGAUGUUCAGUGAUUGUGGUGGAGAAUGUUGUCUAAUGCAUUAUUCAAGGAUCUACCCUAAAUAUUUAGAUCGCUUGAGGUCCAGUGCCUAAGAUGGCCAUAAUAUGUAGUUUGCAUUGCUGUCUUCCUCUCUACACCAUUCAUUACCUUCUUGUGUACCAUUCCUAUGACAUGUACACUGAUUUCUUUGUUUAUUUCAGUGUCCUGUUUUCAACAGCCCAUUAAGAACUUUAAUUUUUCAAACCUAGCAAGAAAACUACUAACAUUGUGACAUUUUGGAAGAAAAAAAAAACACCCAGUUAUCUCACAGUUACCUCUGUUAUUCUGGUAGUUAAUUAAAGUUAAACAAGGUAUGGAAUUCCUAUAUGAGAGAUUGUCUUAAAGAGACCCAGAAAAAAGGAAUACCAGAAAUGUCUGCACCAGUGUAAAAAUGGAUUGCAGAGGAUGCAUAGUAUCAAGUGAAUGAAAGUAUAUUAGUCUUAGUGUGUACUGUGAGACAGCAUGUGGUAUCAUAUAUACAUUAUGUUUGUAUUUAUGAAGCCAUAAAGUGUAUGGGCAUCAUAAGUACUUCAUUUGGAGACAAUGAAAUUACAGAUAAAGAGGUUUCUGCUUAUUAAACGUACUUCUGCUUCCCUGUGUCAGAUACAGUUACAUUUACUAAUUUAAGGAAAUUUCAUUUUUUAACAUCGGAAUCAUGUUAAUUUUGUUUAUAGUUAGAUCAGUAUAUGUGCUAUGAAAUUUUGACUUAUGUGUACGUCUUUUCAUCAACAGAGGAUGCAGAGUAUGUUUUACCACAAGAGGCAUUUCCCCUGCGGCAUGAAAUAGUAGACAACCCUUCUGCACCUGAGCACCUGCAGGACAAAGCUGAUUCACCCCAUGUUAGUGGAAAUGAGGCUGAGACAGUGUCACUGACUCCCAUUGAGUCCUUUUCCCUCAUAUCCAUUGCCCAUCCUCAGUAUGACAGCAACUUGUCUCCCAGCUUCUUUAGCCCUGUAGUGCAUGAGAUUCUGCAGUACUAUGCAGAACAGGGUGAUGUGCAGAUGGCUGUGUCCAUGCUCAUAGUCUUGGGAGAUCGGAUUCGCAAGGAGAUUGAUGAGCUGACACAGGAGCAUUUAUACACCUCAUAUGUUGACCUUCUGCAACGGUUUGAACUCUGGAAUGUUUCAAAUGAGGUGAUCAAGCUCAGCACCUGCAGUGCCAUAAACUGCCUGAAUCAGGCCUCGACUACACUCCACAUCAACUGUAGCAACUGUAAGAGGCCUAUGAGCAAUAAAGGAUGGAUCUGUGACAGGUGUCACCAGUGUGCCAGCAUUUGUGCUGUGUGUCAUCAUGUGGUUAAGGGCCUGUUUGUUUGGUGCCAGGGCUGCAGUCAUGGGGGUCAUUUGGAACAUAUCAUGAAAUGGCUAAGAACGAAGUCUCAGUGCCCAGCUGGCUGUGGACAUCUCUGUGAAUACACGUGAGAAGUUCAGUCUCCGUAAACAAGGUGGAGUCAUUUAAAUAUUGAUUUUUGUUUCUGGAGUAAAGCAGGAUGGAUCAUUUUGCAUUUUAAGAACUUAAUAAGACUGUGUAUCACAGCUUCUAAAACUGUUGGAACUGGUUUGACUCAAGGGGACUUUCACAUCGACAUGCAGAAACCAUCUUUUCCAGCAGUGUGACAUGUUAUAGCACACCCAGCAUAAUAGGUGCUUCCACUACCAAUGAUAUUCUAUUGCCAUGUUUUUGUGGAGCCAGAAAUCAUGUGAACUCAAGAUCAUACACUCGGCUUCCUCCGUAUCACACAGACCAGUGUUAAUUUUUGGAAAGAAAAACGGUCCAAUGUGAAAAUGUACAAAAAUCAUAGAGUGCAGAAUGGUACUUACAGCUCUCAGAGGUAUAUGUAUGAUUUUUAUAUAUAUGUAAAUAAAAAGAAAAAAGUUAACUUUACCUUUUAAUUUGUUAUUGACCUUCUAUUGUACUUGUUUUUUCUGUAAAUUAACUCUAAUUUUGAUGCUAAUUUAAAAUACUCUUUAUUUUAAUGUUUCACUUUACCACUUUAAACAUAAAAUAAACUAACCUCAGGGAAUAUUGAGGAGUUUUUAAUGCCAUUCUUAAACAUACUUUAUAACUACGACUUUAAUGUACACUCGGUUGGUAGAGGAUCAUAAUGCCUUCAUGUUUUCUUUUGACCUUCUUUUAUAAUUAAACUCUCCUUCAUACCUCAUACUUGUCAUUGUUUAUGUAGGCCAGUCAUUUCCCUGUUUUUUUGUUUCUGUCUCCCAGAUGACACAUUUCUAUACAGUACACUUUUUAUGUUUUUUUUUUAAGUUCAGUUUAUUUUGUAUAUAGUACUCUUCCAUUUACAGGCCCAGAUUGUAUAUAGUGCCCUUAUAUUAACAAAUACAGUAUUUGUAUACAGGAAAAAAAACACAAGCUAGCGUGCAAUAAAAAAUGUAUUAUGUUCACAGAAAUCUCAAUAAAUCUGAAUACACUGAA